This is a messenger RNA of Rubroshorea leprosula, 1872 nucleotides long. The record is from the annotation of a GenBank genome assembly. Lineage: Eukaryota; Viridiplantae; Streptophyta; Magnoliopsida; Malvales; Dipterocarpaceae.
AUGGUAGCAAAAAAGGAAAAAAAAAAAAAGAAAGAAAGAAAGAGAGGGGGAAGGAGAGUGUUAUUUUCUUACUCUGAAGGCGAGUAAGAGAUUUUUCAAGAUCCAAUAUUUGAGGACAAUGACAAAGUGAGGGGCACUACCACUUGUUGGAAGCGAAUCACCUGGAUGGGCACUACCACUUGUAGGGAAGCGAAUCACAUGGAUGGUAAGCUUGAGAAUCUUUCAAAAGGCAAUCCCUUUUUCAUUCGAACCAGCACCUAUAAAAAAUUAAAAAUCCCCGCACCAAAAAUAUCAGGGAAAAAUCACCUCUUCCGUCCCUGCUCACUUCCCCCCAAGAUUUUUCAUCUCCUCUUCUUCCCAUCAGAUGAAUUGUCUUCAAAAUCUUCCAAGAUACCAUGCGGUGCCUUUUCAAGGCAUCAAAUGCAAUCCAAAAAAGACUUCUUCGUCUUCCCUAAACUUACUGGUAAUCUUCGUCUCCUUCUCUUUGUAGAUUCAGGGACUGGUGAAUUGUUGUGAUCAACGGAGAAGCAUGGCGAUAAAGGCGAUAUCUGGUUCCACAUCAGGUGUGGAGAAGAGUGACUCUGAAUCGGAGGGGAAGAAAUCGGAGAUUUAUAGCCAUAACAUGACAGAAGCUAUGGGUGCAGUGUUGACUUAUAGGCAUGAACUUGGAAUGAACUACAACUUCAUCUCUCCAGACCUGAUUGUCGGUUCUUGCCUGCAGACACCUCAAGAUGUUGACAAGCUUCGUGAAAUUGGAGUGAAAACUGUAUUUUGCUUGCAGCAAGAUCCAGAUUUGGAAUAUUUUGGGGUUGAUAUAAGUGCUAUUCGAGAUUAUGCCAAGGCAUGUGGUGAUAUUGAACACUUGCGUGCUGAGAUAAGGGAUUUUGAUUCAUUUGAUUUACGGAUGCGGCUUCCAGCUGUGGUUAGUAAAUUAUCCAAGGCCAUAAAUCGGAAUGGAGGUGUGACAUAUGUACACUGCACUGCUGGACUUGGAAGGGCUCCUGCUGUUACGAUGGCAUACAUGUUUUGGGUUCAGGACUAUAAACUCAUGGAUGCUCACAGAUUUCUGCUGAGCAAACGGUCAUGCUUCCCCAAAUUGGAUGCUAUCAGAAGUGCAACUGCAGAUAUUCUCACAGGUCUAAAGAAGAAGCUUGUUUCUUUUGUAUGGGAAGGUAAAAAUUGCUCUUUGGUGGAGAUGGCUGGACUUGAUGUAGGAUGGGGCCAGAGAAUACCUUUAACUUUUGACAAGGAAAAAGGACUGUGGAUUCUCAGGAGAGAACUGCCAGAAGGACACUAUGAGUACAAAUACAUUGUUGAUGGUGAAUGGCUUUGCAAUCAAAAUGAGCGGGUAUCUGCUCCUAACAAAGAUGGUCAUGUCAACAAUUAUGUUGAUGUUGUUGACAAUAAUCCUAGCAGUGUGAGUGCAGCAAUUCGGAAGAGGUUAAAUGAUGAAGAUUUCGAUCUCAACAAAGAAGAACGGCUGAAAAUCAGAGGGUUCCUGGAAGCUUAUCCUGAUUAUUAAGAAAUGUACUAAAUAAGCAAUGGUACAAGGCAUAUUGGAGCAUCAUAUAUAUUUAAGACAAUGUAUCAUAAGCAACACUACUGAGUUGUUGUAGAAUAGCUAAUAAAAAGUUUCAAACUUCCAAUAAAGUUUCUCUUUGCAAGCUUCCAUUCUUGGGGAGCAAGAUUGUUGGGAAUAUGAAGGAAGAACCACGAUUGAUAAUGUUGUUUACUGUGGUAAAGAAUCUUCAGAGAUUAGGUUAUGUGCUAAAGGUGAAUAUUUUGUGAUUACUUUAUAAUUUCCAUGUUAAUAGUGUCUAAUGGUUCUUUAUUUAAUUUAGUUUUUUCAGUAGUGCCGAGCAAAUGAUGUUG